AAACGAGUGUCUGAGAAGGAUCGAGGGCGGGUGUGGUUACGUCAGAGCAAGGCGAGCAUGCAGUAUAUAUAGGGCACCCAGGACAGUCGUCUUCAGUCACUUCUCAUCAACGACCACCAACCAAAAUGAAGGCUGUCCUGGCACUGUGCUUCUUGGGAGUAGCUAGCGCUGCUCUCAUUCCUCUGACCUACAACUCUGGUAUCAUCCCCUACACCGGCGUUUUUCCUCAGAGCACAGGAUUCCUCCCCAUCAGCUCUGGAAUCAUCCCUCAAGCUGGAAUCAUCCCUCAAGCUGGAAUCAUCCCUCAGACCUACUCCGUUGGUGCUCCCGCCAUCACCACCUACCAGGUCAGCGCAGUGGCUCCCGCCCCUGGAUACGUUGCAAAGACUUUGGGAUCUGAACACGUUGCCCCUCUCCCAGCUGGAAGUGCCAACUUCGCCUCCCACCACAUCAACGUGGCAAAGGCCCCAGGUACUGAAUAAAUUCAAGGUACCUGUACAAGACCAGAUGCCAGGAACACCGACCUCCACUCUUCUUACUCGGUGACAGUGACUUUAGGCCUCGAAUUCUACUCAACUCUUUGAGGAUUUAAUCCUUGGCCUAGAAUCUCAGUCACUGACACGACCACGGCUUUGGACCCCAAUGUCAAUGUCUACAACUUACCACCUCUGCAGACAUAAGCACUCGCGAAUAAUCACAUCCAAAAUGAUACUAGUUUUAUCCAUUUUGGCUUCACUCUUUGCACUGACUCAAAAUAUAUAAGCUGGGAGAUUGGAUGAGAAUGAUUCUUCAACUUUUUGUUACAAAAAUAAAAAUUUAAAAAUCAA
Molecule: messenger RNA, 827 nt
Organism: Macrobrachium nipponense
Lineage: Eukaryota; Metazoa; Arthropoda; Malacostraca; Decapoda; Palaemonidae
Exons: 2
Coding region: 126-482 (118 amino acids)
Source: RefSeq, a predicted model, not a curated record